CGCUCAUUAAGGAACGCCUCUGCUUUACACUAUGUCUUUAUCGGUGACAUGGACAGCCCUCGUUGUGGCAUUGACAUGGGUCAUCUACCGGUUGAGCAAGGUUGGCUCGAGAGAGCAUGGCCUACCUCCCGGCCCUCCGACCGUUCCUCUUCUUGGAAAUAUUCACGUCUUCGAGACAAGGCGUCCAUAUCUCAAGUUAACUGAGUGGGCUAAGACCUGGGGAGACAUUUACUCGUUGAAGUUCGGUUCAGCGACCGGCGUUGUCAUCUCGAGCCCCAAGCUCGCUCGCGAAUAUGUCGAUUUACAUGGUGCUACUACAUCCGACCGUCCCCCAGUCUACGUUGACGAACUGAUCUCUGGUGGCCUCGAACUUCCUCUCACUCAUUACGGAGACGAAUGGAGACUCAUGCGCAGAGCUGCUCAUGACAUGAUUUCUCGAGAGGCGUGCAACCGGCAUUUGCCCAUACAACAGGCUGAAGCCAGUCAACUGAUGUUUGACCUCGUGGGAAGUCCAGAGAAAUUCUACACUCAUCUCUAUCGGUACACUGCCUCGGUCAUCACAUCCGUGAUCUACGGCAUUCAUUGCAAUGAAUACGACAACACCUUUGUCGAGAAAUUCGACAAGUUCACUCAACGACUCGAAGCGGCUUUGAUGCCGGGCAACAGCCCUCCCGUUGACAUGUUCCCCAUCUUAAAAUAUAUUCCAGAGUUCUUGGCUCCGUGGAAAGUAAGAUGCAAGGAAGUCAGGAGGGACCAACGGGAGAUAUUCUUCGGUUUGCUUGAUUUGGUCAUCGAGCGGAUCGAGAAUGGCAAGACGAACGAGUGUUUCAUGGAAUACGUGGUGGAGCGAAAGGAGCAUUACGAGCUGGAUCGCGAAUUACUUGGAUACUUGGGUGGUUCACUGCUGCAAGCCGGCAUCGACACCACCGCGUUCUUCCUCCAGAACUUCAUAUUAUGCAUGCUCAUAUAUCCUCAUGUCAUGAAACGAGCACAGGAGGAAAUCGACAAGGUUAUCGGUCACGACAGGUCUCCUGAAUUCGCAGACUUUGAGGAUUUGCCGUAUCUGAAAGCAGUCGUCAAUGAGGUCCAUCGAUUCUGUCCUACUGCACCUUUGGCCAUCCCUCACGCGUCCACAACGGAACAGCGCAUGGGUGACUACAUGAUCCCCAAGGACGCCAUCAUUUUCGUCAACAGUUGGGGAAUGUAUCGACACGAAGACUACUACGAGAAUCCCGAUGUCUUUGACCCCGAUCGAUACGUGAAGCACGAGCUUGGCAUCAAGGCUGGUAUCGAUCCCACGGGAGUUCGAAACGACUUUGCUUUUGGGAUGGGCAGACGUCGCUGUCCCGGCUCCAUCCUCGCCAAUAACUCGAUCGCUAUAAACACCAUGAACUUACUUUGGGCGUUUGACUUCAAGAAGGCCAAGGAUCCGGUGACGGGCCAGGUGAUUGAAGUCAGUCUCGAGAAUACCAAGAGAGAGGCGAUCUUGCUGGUCCCAACCCCGUACAAAUGCGAUAUCAUUCCUCGCAGUGAGUCGAAGGCGAACCUGAUUCGUGCGCAAUUUGCAGCAGCAAGGGAAACGUUUGAACUCUUCGAGCAUCAUAUCAUCGAAAUCAAAUAAAUGUCGGAAUAGAUCUUACUCAAGAGUUAUCCUAGGUAGGUCUCUGUACAUAGAUGCAUGUAUCUGAUAGAAGGAGUAUAUGACUUGAUUUUGUGUUUCUGUCGGAAUCGAGAUCGGUGCUUUGAAUAUAUUCAAGGUGCCAGU
This is a messenger RNA of Somion occarium, 1765 nucleotides long. Lineage: Eukaryota; Fungi; Basidiomycota; Agaricomycetes; Polyporales; Cerrenaceae. The record is from the annotation of a GenBank genome assembly.